UUUCACGGUUUUCACGAAGGCUUCGUGUGCUAGGCUGAGGGAAUUGGGGUGCCUCCCUCCUGCCUCUCCUUUCUUGAUUCUGGAAUCUUCAAUGGGCUUUUCUCGGUUGCUGGGACCCGGAUAGGCAGCGGCUUCGGCUCCAGGGGCGGGUCCCAAGGGUCUCGUCGCUGCUCCGGGGCUGUUGGCCUCCUGGUGUUGGGGGAGGGGCGAGGGAGGUGCUGCUCGCGCCUCCUUUUGCGCAUGUGCGGCGGGCUACGAGCGGGUAGCAGCGCGUGCGCGGUGACGUGGACGUCCGGUGCGCGCGCAGGCUCUUCAGCUGGAGCAGACACACGGUGUGCGAACCGAACAGAAUAACCCGCCCCCAGCGGGAUGUGAAGGACUACGGGUGAGGCCGGCCACGCCCCGCACGGCUGGGAAGGCCAUUGUGACUAUGUGGUGACUACAGUUAUCUUACUGAGUUUCCUGCUGGAAUCAUGGAGGAGAAACAGCAGAUUAUAUUGGCUAAUCAAGAUGGUGGGACAGUGGCAGGAGCAGCAUCUACCUUCUUUGUCAUCCUCAAACAGCCAGGAAAUGGCAAAACUGAUCAAGGAAUUUUGGUUACCAAUAGGGAUGCCUGUGCUUUGGCUAGCAGUGUGUCAUCACCAGGAAAAUCUAAAGGAAAGAUUUGCCUUCCAGCUGAUUGUACUGUGGGAGGAAUCACUGUCACCUUGGAUAACAAUAGUAUGUGGAAUGAGUUCUAUCAUCGAAGCACAGAGAUGAUUCUGACCAAGCAGGGAAGACGCAUGUUUCCUUACUGUCGUUAUUGGAUAACAGGUUUAGAUUCAAAUAUGAAGUAUAUCCUUGUUAUGGAUAUAUCUCCUGUGGAUAACCAUCGUUAUAAGUGGAAUGGUCGUUGGUGGGAACCUAGUGGAAAGGCUGAGCCCCAUGUUUUGGGGAGGGUUUUUAUUCAUCCAGAAUCUCCUUCCACCGGUCAUUACUGGAUGCAUCAACCAGUAUCUUUCUAUAAACUUAAACUUACUAACAAUACACUGGACCAAGAAGGGCAUAUUAUUUUGCACUCUAUGCAUCGUUAUCUGCCACGGCUUCAUUUGGUACCUGCAGAAAAGGCUACUGAAGUGAUACAAUUAAAUGGCCCUGGUGUCCACACUUUUACCUUCCCACAGACUGAAUUUUUUGCAGUAACAGCGUAUCAGAACAUUCAGAUUACCCAGCUGAAAAUAGACUACAAUCCAUUUGCUAAAGGCUUCCGGGAUGAUGGACUGAAUAGUAAGCCCCAGAGAGAUGGAAAGCAAAAAAACAGUUCUGACCAAGAAGGGAAUAGUGUUCCCAGUUCUCCGGGUCAGCGGAUCCGUCUUACUGAAGGUGAGGGGCCAGAGCUACAGCUGACUGAUUCAGAUCCUUUAUCAAGGGGUCAUGAAACAUCAGGCAAGGGUUUGGAGAAGGCUUCCCUUAAUAUAAAUCGAGACUUCCUUGGUUUCAUGGAUAUUGACUCAUCAUUUGGUGAAGUUCCUCAGUUGAAGCAAGAAGUUUCUGAAAGACUUGUUGCCAACAAUUUUGAAGACAGUUCCCAUGUGGCAUCACCAUUAGAUCCAAAUGGAACCUUCAAUGUUGUCAUUAAAGAGGAGCCUCUAGAUGAAUAUGACUAUGAACUUGGUGAGUUCCCAGAAGGGGUCACUGUGAAACAGGAAGAGACGGAUGAGGAAACAGAUGUAUACUCAAACAGUGAUGAUGAUCCUAUACUAGAGAAGCAGCUAAAGAGGCACAAUAAAGUUGAUAACCUCGAAGCUGACCAUUCGUCUUCUGAAUGGCUACCAAGUAGCCCAUCAGGUGUUGCUAAAGCUAAAAUGUUCAAAUUAGAUGCUGGAAAGAUGCCAGUAGUCUAUCUGGAGCCCUGUGCUGUCACCAAAAGCACAGUGAAGAUUUCUGAGCUCCCUGAUAACAUGCUUGCCACAUCUCGGAAGGAUAAAUCUGUGUUGACAGAAUUAGACUACUUGCCUGCGUACAUUGAAAAUUCCAAUGAGACUGGCCUCUGCUUAGGCAAGGAGUCAGAAAAUGAUCUUAGAAAGCAUUCACCAGAUCUCAGAUUAGUACAGAAAUACCCCUUACUUAAAGAGCCUCAGUGGAAAUAUCCUGAUAUCUCUGACAUCAUUAACACAGAAAGAAUACUUGACAGUUCAAAGAGUUCAGUUAGGGACUCAUUUUUAGGAAAAGAGGACUUGGGCAGAAAGAGAACAACUAUGCUUAAGAUUUCAACAGCCUCCAAGACUGUGAAUACUAAUCAGAAUGCUUCUCAAAAUGUCACUGGAAAAAGAGGAAGACCACGAAAAUUGAAACUGUCUAAGGCAGGGCGACCACCUAAAAAUACAGGAAAAUCUCUAACUUCUACAAAGAACACUCCUAUGGGCCAUGGGAGUACCUUUCCAGAUGUGAAGCCUGAUCUGGAAGACGUGGAUGGUGUUCUGUUUGUUUCCUUUGAAUCGAAGGAUGCGAUAUCAGUUUUGGGGAAGGUGGUAGUUCAAAAUACAAUGGGCUUAAAAUUGAAUUCAGUGGAUCCAACAAUGAGCAUUGAUCUUAAAUACUUGGGAGUACAGCUACCUUUGGCUCCAGCCACUAGCUUUCCUUUCUGGAACCUUACAGGAACCAACCCUGCCUCUCCUGAUGCUGGAUUUCCCUUUGUUUCUAGAACAGGGAAGACCAAUGACUUCACUAAGAUCAAGGGAUGGAGGGGAAAAUUUCACAGUGCUUCUGCAUCUAGGAAUGAAGGUGGAAAUUCAGAAGGUUCACUGAAAAACCGUUCUGCUUUCUGCAGUGAUAAGCUAGAUGAGUACUUGGAAAACGAAGGCAAGCUGAUGGAAACAAGUAUGGGUUUCUCUUCCAAUGCUCCCACAUCUCCUGUAGUAUACCAGCUUCCCACCAAGAGUACCAGCUAUGUCCGAACACUUGAUAGUGUACUAAAGAAGCAAUCUACCAUUUCCCCUUCUACCUCUUCCUCUUUGAAGCCUCAUUCUGUACCCCCUGCCUCUCGAAAGGCAAAGUCUCAAAACAAACAGGCAUCUUUGGGUGGCCGAACUAAAUCAUCUUAUAAAUCUAUUUUACCAUAUCCUGUUUCACCAAAGCAGAAACACACUCAUACGGUUCCAGGAGAUAAGGUUACCAAGACUUCUUCAAGCACCAUCUCAGAAAAUCAGGUGAAUAACUUUGUUGUGCCAACUUUAGAUGAAAAUACAUUCCCAAAGCAAAUUAGUUUGCGGCAGGCACACCAGCAGCAACAGCAGCAACAGGGAACCCGCCCUCCAGGCUUAUCUAAAUCUCAAGUGAAGCUAAUGGACCUGGAAGACUGUGCUCUUUGGGAAGGAAAACCAAGGACCUAUAUCACUGAAGAGCGAGCAGAUGUAUCCUUAACAACUCUGCUUACGGCUCAAGCAUCUCUCAAAACUAAACCCAUCCACACAAUCAUAAGGAAACGAGCCCCUCCAUGCAACAAUGACUUCUGUCGAUUGGGUUGCGUAUGCUCCAGUCUAGCUUUGGAGAAGCGCCAGCCUGCUCACUGUCGCCGACCAGACUGCAUGUUUGGCUGCACUUGUUUGAAAAGAAAAGUUGUGCUUGUUAAAGGGGGAUCCAAAACUAAGCAAUUCCAGAGGAAAGCUGGUCAUCGUGCUGUAGCAUGUUAUGAUACUUUGGGAGAGGAGCAAAGAGAAGAAGAAGAGGGAGUCAGAGAAGAGGAAGAACAAUUGAAAGAGAAAAAGAAGAGAAAGAAGCUGGAAUACACUAUAUGUGAAACAGAGCCUGAACAGCCUGUUCGGCAUUACCCAUUAUGGGUGAAAGUAGAAGGUGAAGUAGAUCCAGAGCCAGUUUAUAUCCCAACGCCUUCUAUCAUUGAGCCUACAAAACCAUUGUUGUUGCCUCAACCAGAAGUUUCAUCUACUGUGAAGGGCAAACUGUUCACUGGAAUUAAACCUACACGGGCAUAUACUCCCAAACCCAAUCCUGUGAUUCGGGAAGAGGACAAGGAUCCAGUCUACUUGUACUUUGAAAGUAUGAUGACUUGUGCCCGAGUUCGAGUGUAUGAACGAAAAAAAGAACAGAGACAGCCAUCACCAUCCCCAUCCCCAUCAUUUCAGCAGCAGGGCUCAUGUCAUUCUAGUCCUGAGAACUGUAGUACAAAGGAGCCCAAUUCUGAACAGCAGCCCUUGAAACCAAUUACCUGUGACCUGGAGGAUGAUUCUGAUAAAUCACAAGAAAAGAGCUGGAAGUCUUCCUGCAAUGAAGGGGAAUCCUCUUCUACCUCCUAUGUGCAUCAGAGGUCACCUGGUGGUCCCACCAAACUGAUAGAAAUCAUCUCAGACUGCAACUGGGAGGAGGAUCGGAACAAGAUUUUGAGCAUCUUAUCCCAGCACAUCAAUAGCAACAUGCCACAAUCACUUAAGGUGGGCAGCUUCAUCAUUGAGUUGGCUUCUCAGCGAAAGAGCCGGGGUGAGAAGAACCCCCCUGUUUAUUCUUCUCGUGUGAAAAUCUCUAUGCCAUCAUGUCAAGAUCAAGAUGAUAUGGCUGAGAAAUCUGGAUCAGAGACUCCUGAUGGUCCAUUAUCCCCUGGGAAAAUGGAUGAUAUCUCUCCUGUGCAGACAGAUGCCCUGGAUUCAGUAAGGGAGAGAUUACAUGGAGGCAAAGGUCUGCCCUUUUAUGCAGGGCUUUCUCCUGCAGGGAAGCUUGUGGCCUAUAAACGUAAACCCAGUUCAAGCACAUCUGGGCUUAUCCAGGUAGCAUCCAAUGCCAAGGUGGCUGCAUCCAGGAAACCACGUACCCUGUUGCCUUCAACAUCCAAUUCCAAAAUGGCAUCCUCCUCCGGCACUACAACAAAUCACCCUGGGAAGAAUCUGAAGGCAUUUGUUCCGGCAAAAAGACCAAUUGCGGCUCGACCCUCUCCUGGUGGUGUGUUCACACAGUUUGUGAUGAGUAAAGUUGGAGCCCUGCAGCAGAAGAUACCUGGAGUUAGCACACCCCAACCCCUAACAGGGCCACAGAAGUUCAGUAUCAGACCUUCUCCAGUAAUGGUCGUCACACCUGUGGUUUCUUCUGAGGCAGUUCAGGUGUGCAGCCCUGUAACUGCUGCUGUCACUACUACCACCCCUCAAGUGUUUUUAGAGAAUGUUACUGCUGUGACACCUAUGACUGCUAUUUCUGACGUGGGAACUAAAGAAACUACUUAUCCUUCUGGUGCCACCACUUCAGGGGUUGUUGAGGUCUCUGAAACUAAUACCAGCACCCCUGUAACACCUACCCAGUCUACAGCCACUGUGAAUCUUAUCAAAACGACUGGGAUAACUACCCCUGUGGCUUCAGUUGCUUUUCCUAAGUCUUUGGUAGCAUCUCCUCCAACCAUAACUCUUCCUGUUGCUUCCACUGCCUCCACCUCCGUAGUCGUGGUGACCACAGCUGCAUCUUCCUCCAUGGUGACCACACCAACUUCAUCUCUUGGCUCUGUUCCCAUUAUACUCUCAGGAAUUGAUGGGAGUCCACCAGUGAGCCAGAGACCAGAAAAUGCCCCUCAGAUUCCAGUGGCUACUCCACAGGUCUCUCCUAACCCAGUGAAACGUAGUGGACCUCGAUUGUUGUUGAUUCCAGUGCAGCAGGGUUCUCCUACUCUUAGACCUGUCUCAAACACACAACUUCCAGGACAUCGGAUGGUCUUGCAGCCUAUUAGGAGCCCAAGUGGAAUGAACCUGUUUAGGCACCCUAAUGGGCAGAUUGUGCAGCUUCUCCCUUUGCAUCAGCUUCGAGGCUCUAAUACCCAGCCCAACUUACAGCCUGUCAUGUUUCGGAACCCAGGGUCUGUGAUGGGAAUCCGGUUACCCACUCCUUCUAAACCUUCAGAGACUCCACCAUCUUCUGCUUCAUCCUCUGCUUUCUCUGUUAUGAGUCCUGUAAUUCAGGCUGUUGGGUCUUCUCAAGCAGUGAAUGUUUUCACUCAGGCACCGUCAUUGCUUUCUUCUGGUCCUAGUUUUGUGUCUCAGUCUGGUACACUGACCCUGAGGAUUUCCCCUCCUGAACCACAAAGCUUUGCAAGUAAAACAGGCUCUGAAACCAAAAUAACCUAUAGCUCAGGAGGGCAGCCUGUGGGUACAGCCAGCCUCAUUCCUCUCCAGUCUGGUAGUUUUGCCUUGUUGCAGCUCCCAGGACAAAAGCCUGUUCCCAGCUCCAUUCUUCAACAUGUUGCUUCUCUUCAGAUGAAGAGAGAAUCCCAGAAUGCAGACAACAAAGAUGAAACGAGCUUUUUAAAGAGAGAACAGGAAAAUAAGAAGGCCCUACAGUCGGAAGGGGAAGCUGUAGACUCUGAGGCUAAUGUAACAAAGCAAAACUCAGGAGCUGUUGCCUCAGAAGAAACCCUGAAUAAUUCCUUGGAAGAUGGGGGUGAUCAUUUAGAUGAAGAAUCCCUUACAGAAGAAGAUACUGCAACUGCUAAACCUUCUAAGCAAUCCUGUAUCACUGGGUCACACACAAGUGAUGACUAUAAAGAUGUUGAUGAAGGUGGGAUUAGGAAUCAUGACAGUUCCAAAGAAAAACUGACUGUUCUAGAAAUUAAGACCAUUUCUGAAAAAGCCAGUAAUGUGACAGUUCAAAGUUUAAGCAGUGUGCACCUUAAAAAACUUGGUAAUGUGAAAGUGGAACUGCAGAAAGGAUUGGACAGGCCAGAGGAAAAAUCAAAUGAAUUUCCAGUCAUCUCUAAGGAAGAAUGUAAACUUGAAUUUUCAGGGAGCAUAGUUGUGGAGCAUCAAUCUAAUCCACAGCCAGAGGCAAAGGAGAAAGUAUGUGGAGACGCUCUGAAGGACAGUAUUAGGGAGAGAUGGAGAAAACACCUGAAGGGCCCAAUGACCCGGAAAUGUGUUGGAACUUCACAGGAAUGCAAGAAAGAGGCAGUUGAGCAGUUAAUUAAGGAGACUAAGACUUGUCAGGAAAAUUCCAGUGUGUUUCAACAAGAACAAGACAUCUCUGAUUUACUUGGAAAAAACAGAACUACUGAGAAUACCAGAGUUUUAAAAACUGAAUGUGAUUCUUGGAGUAGGAUUUCUAGUCCCGGAGCUUUCUCCAUUGUUCCUAGGAGAACUACAAAAAGGAGCAGAGAGGAGGGACAUUUUCAAGGUCACUUCCUGCUAUCAGAACAGAUAAAACUGAAGCAGGAAAAGAAGAGUGGGAGAAGCAGUGCUGACUUCAGUGUUUUGGAUUUGGAAGAAGAUGAUGAGGAAGAUGAGAAUGAGAAAACUGAUGAUUCUGUUGAUGAGAUUGUGGAUGUUGUUUCUGACUACCAGAGUGAGGAGGUUGAUGAUGUAGAAAAGAAUAACUGUGUAGAAUUCACUGAGGACGAUGAGGAGCAGGUGGACAUCGAGACUGUGGAAGAGCUCUCCGAGGAGAUUCAUGUGGCCCACAUGAAGGUCACAGCUGCCCACACACAGACUUUUAAACAGCCGUGCCGUACCCAUAUCUCUGCAGAUGAAAAAGCUGCUGAAAGGAGUCAAAAGCCUCCACCAAUGCCUCUAAAACUGAAGCCUGAUUACUGGAGUGAAAAACUACAGAAAGAAGCAGAAGCUUUUGCUUAUUAUCGCCGAACACACACUGCUAAUGAGCGGCGCCGGCGUGGUGAAAUGAGGGAUCUUUUUGAGAAAUUGAAGAUCACAUUGGGAUUACUUCAUUCUUCCAAGGUUUCCAAAAGUCUCAUUCUUACUAGGGCAUUCAGCGAAAUUCAGGGACUAACAGAUCAGGCCGACAAGUUGAUAGGACAGAAAAAUCUCCUGACUCGCAAACGGAAUAUUUUGAUACGGAAAGUUUCAUCUCUUUCAGGUAAGACAGAAGAAGUGGUCCUGAAGAAGCUAGAAUAUAUUUAUGCAAAACAACAAGCACUAGAGGCACAAAAAAGAAAAAAGAAGAUGGGAUCAGAUGAGUUUGAUGUGUCUCCCAGGACUAGCAAACAGCAGGAAGGAUCUUCUGCAUCAUCUGUAGAUCUUGAACAGAUGUUUAUAAAUAACAGAAAGGGGAAACCUUUGAUUCUUUCCAGAAAAAGAGACCAGGCCACAGAAAAUACCUCACCCUCUAACACUCCACACACAUCUGCCAACAUCGUGAUGACUCCACAAGGGCAAUUGCUCACCUUAAAAGGUCCCCUGUUCUCAGGACCAGUGGUAACUGUUUCUCCUGCUCUCUUAGAAGCAGAUCUGAAGCCUCAAGUUGCCAACAGUGCUGUGAACCAGUCAGAAAAUGACGACUUAUUCAUGAUGCCAAGAAUUGUUAAUGUGACAUCACUGGCCACAGAUGGAGGUUUGGUAGAUAUGGGUGGCAGCAAAUACUCUCAUGAAGUUCCUGAUGGUAAGCCUCCUGACCACCUGAAAAACACCGUCAGGAAUGAAGAUAACCCCUUUGAAGAUUCAGGUAGAAUCUCUACAAGAGGCAACCAGAGAGAUGGCAGAAGGGCAUUGAGUCCCACACAGGUUUUUCUGGCAAAUAAAAAUUCUGUUUUUCCACAAGUAGUUGAUGUUUCCAGUAUGCAAGAAGCACAAGAGUUCUUACCCAAAAAGAUUUCUGGUGAUAUGAGAGGGAUUCAGUAUAAAUGGAAAGAGAGUGAAUCAAGACGGGAGAGACUGAAGUCAAAGGAGUCUCCAUUUCAUAAAUUAAAGAUGAAAGAUCUCAAAGACUCAAGCAUAGAGAUGGAACUGAGAAAAGUAGCUUCAGCUAUAGAGGAAGCAGCACUGGAUCCCAGCGAACUGCUAACUAACAUGGAAGAUGAGGAUGAUACUGAUGAGACACUGACUUCUCUGCUUAAUGAGAUUGCCUUUCUUAAUCAGCAACUAAAUGAUGACUCUGUUAGCUUGGCAGAACUGCCGAGCGCUAUCGAUACAGAGUUCCCAGGGGAUGCUCGACGGGCUUUUAUCAGUAAGCUUCCUCCUGGGAACAGAGCAACUUUCCAGGUUGGCCACUUGGGAACUGGUUUGAAAGAGUUGCCUGAUGUACAAGGGGAGAGUGACUCGGUGAGUCCUCUCCUCUUGCACUUGGAAGAUGAUGACUUCUCUGAGAAUGAAAAACAGCUUGCAGAACCAGCCUCUGAGCCAGAUGUCCUUAAGAUUGUUAUUGACACUGAGAUAAAGGAUUCCCUUCUUUCCCAUAGGAAAUCCAGUGAUGGAGGGAAGAGUGCUUCUCGCGUUCCUGCAGAGCCUGAAAGUGUGUCCUCACCCCCCAUUCUACACAUGAAGGCUGGCCUAGAGAACAGCAGCACAGAUACUUUGUGGAGGCCUAUGCCAAAGUUGGCACCUCUAGGUUUAAAAGUAGCUCAUCCUUCCAGUGAUGCAGAUGGUCAGAGUCUCAAGGUGAUGCCUUGCUUGGCACCUGUAGCUGCCAAAGUUGGGUCAGUUGGACACAAAAUAAACUUAACAGGGAGUGACCAGGAAUGCCGGGAGAGCAAGGUGAUGCCUACGCUGGCACCUGUUGUGGCCAAAUCAAGCAACUCUGGGGCCUCACCAAGUUCUACAGGGAAAUGAACUUAUUUAUCCUCAGGCGGAGGCCAAGCUGUGAGGGGAAACCUCCUUUCUCUGUUGGUAUCUGUUUAUUUGUCAUGGGACUGUGAUCCUUGACUUUGAUGCAGUGGAUAAUGGUAGAGAAAGGGUUCUGACCUCGGUAUAAGAAGUUACUACUAUGAAAUUCUGAUCAUGUUAAAAUGUGUUACCUCAUUUGUGGUGCUGGGUCUCUUCAUCCUCUCUAAGAAGAUGUGAUCCAUUACUGAACACGAGGUGCCCCUUUUACCCAAGGAAUUCAUAACGAGAUUCUGAUUCAUAGUGGUUUCCUAGUUCUUCCCUCCCAGAGAAAAAGCUGCUUGAGAGUUUGGACUUGCUAUGGACUGAACUAUAGCUGAUAGCUGUUGUUUGAGUCUGAAAUCCAAGGAAUGUGAUGCACUUGUGCAGAGGGAUCCAGAAGAGAUAGUUUCUUGUUGGUGUUUCAAGAGUAGGGGGGGAGAGGGAUGGGUACCAUGGAAUACCAAAGUGAAGGACUGUGUGUCAUUUAGCAAAAUUCUCUCUUCUUUUAUAUCCCAAGUAGCUUCCCUUCUUUCUCCUUUUCAAUCAGAAUGAUCAAUCCAAGCCUUCUGGUAAAGUAGGAAUGCUUUUAACUUUUAUUACUAAGAUAAUUAUUUUGAGAUGUUAAAAAAUAUACUAGUUCUCCCUUGUUGUCUUUGGGCUUUGAAAAGACCAUUUCACAGUACCAGGGAUUUGUACUUGGAAUAUAUAUUUUGGAGGUAGACAUAGAGGGAACCCUCCCCCUUUCACAAAUCAUGUCACUUAAGAGACAGCUAAAAUAAAAAGCAUUCCCUUCCUAGACCAGAGACAGUGGCCAAAAUAAAAAAUUGUGGGGCUGGAUAUUUCCCAAGUCAAACCAGCCUCCUGGUGCUUGAAGGUUUCAUUCACUUAUUACCUGCAGAUGAUGUGGAGUAAAGGAAAGUCACAGUAGGCACUCUUUACCAGGGAAAUAGGAAGUAUUUGAAUCACAAGAUAUAUUUUUUAUUAUCUGCUACCAUGGAUUCAAUGAUCUGAAGAACUUUUUCACUCAUUAGCUGUCAGGGUAUGAAGGACUGACAGCCUGUAAAGAUAAAGAUAUUUAUAUUUUUGUAUAGUUGUUUUCAUAGAUUUCUCAAAGGCUGAAGUUUUCAACCUAGAAGAUGAGAUUUGUAUUGAGUAUAGAAAUGAUGUUUCCUAUCUAGUUUGUAAAUAAUCAUGGUGCACUUGAGGGGUCUCUUGAAAACUCCUGGGGGCAAGAAUCACUAUUCUGAAAAUGUAUAGACUGGGACUUAGCUGCUGCAUUUUGCCUUUCUUAAAUAAUUAUAUUUUGGAAUGUAACCCAUGUUCUGUCUUCAUUGACAGGAUUUGCUUGUGUUGUUAAACACUAACACAAGAGCUUCCAGUGCCUGGGCUGUGCCUAGGUGACGCUAUUUCCUCUAUAUCCCCUGCCACCUUUAUCCCAAAUCCCACUCAGCAUAUCUUCAGAUCUAGGUUGUAAGACCAACUUUGGAUGGUUUUAGCCAGUGAAUUAUUACUUCCAUGGUUGGUUCCCUUUCUAGUAAAUCUGGUAAUCGACAGAUUGAAAAGGGUGGAAAAAUUUCCUCUGCAGAUUGCAGUGGGAACAAAUUCUUUGUUGGUUUUGUGCUUGUUCAUCCAGCAUUCAACCUUCCCUCCUCUAAGAUUACUGAAGAAGCUUGAAGUGGGUAAUGAGUGCCCUUCAGCUUUUCAUUAUCCUUCCCACUCCUCUUUACCCAGCAGAUUUUAUUCAAUGCCUUAGCCAAGGAGCCCAGCACCUGUCUUCCCCGCUAAUAAUUGUCCUUGGAGAUGCUAGUACUUUAAUCCAGGUAUAGCAGUUUCCCAUUAUUUCCUUGCUUGUCUUGUCCUCAUAUUUCCUCCUGACUUCCCAAGGCUCUUGUUAGGCUUUUGAGGGUCAGCCAAGGAACAGGCAAGUGAGCGAAUACCCUCAGGAAAAGAAGGACCAUUCUGCUCUGAACACUGUUCCCUUUUUUUAUAGAAAAAAACAGGUAAUACUCAAGUUCUUUAUGGGAAGAUAUUUGACUCUGUUUAUGAGAGAUAUACAGAGGUGGAAAUGAGAGAUGAUUCCUGGUGUUCAAGGAAGGCUUCAGAUAUCAUUACAAAUCCCCAAGAUAAUGGUGUUUUCAAGACCUCUUAGAGCUAGGAAGUUAUCAGGGCUAUUUUGAGGAGGGCUCAGUCUUCAGAACAAUCAUGCAGUUUGACAGAAAUCUAAAAUCUCCAAAAACUCCUACCUUUUAACCUUACCCCAGGAAAAACUGAUCUAUGAAAAUUACAUGUGUGAUUAUGAAAGAUGUAGUUGAAUGAGAGGAGUUGAGGAAUCGGGAGAAUAGUGAGCUCUCACCCUAACUCUAAGAAGCAUGAUCUCAGUAGACCAAUAAUUCGCCUUUUUAUACAUCUGUAAAUAAAUGGAAUGUUUUUAAGAAUAUAAUUAUGUCAGAUUUAGCCUUUUCUUUUGUAUAUUAAAUAUAUAUCUUUCCUUUUCUGCUUUUGAAAAAUGACUAUUUUUUUAGAAACCUAAGAACAGAAGAAGUUGGGCGAGUGGAAGGCAGAAUGUAUAAACUUGAAAUAAAUAAAUCAGUUAUAAUAAUUAAA
Molecule: messenger RNA, 12158 nt
Organism: Hipposideros armiger (great roundleaf bat)
Lineage: Eukaryota; Metazoa; Chordata; Mammalia; Chiroptera; Hipposideridae
Gene: MGA
Product: MAX dimerization protein MGA
Exons: 24
Coding region: 474-9521 (3015 amino acids)
Biological process (GO): positive regulation of DNA-templated transcription; cell fate specification; regulation of transcription by RNA polymerase II
Cellular component (GO): nucleus; chromatin; MLL1 complex
Molecular function (GO): protein dimerization activity; DNA-binding transcription factor activity, RNA polymerase II-specific; RNA polymerase II cis-regulatory region sequence-specific DNA binding
Source: RefSeq, a predicted model, not a curated record